AUGUCCAGGUCUAUCGAACCCAUAAUAGUGAUUGGCGCUGGAGUCAUCGGGCUCUCAUGUGCGACAGUCCUUCAGUCACGAUAUCCCCAGGCGGUCAUCACAAUCGUUGCCGCAGAGUUUCCAGAUAGCAAUGUCCCCUCGGCGGACUAUGCGUCUGCAUGGGCGGGUGCGCAUUAUCGACCGAUACCACAAUCAACGGCGCAACUACGCGAUGAAGCACAACUUGCAUUUCGCACGAUGGAAGUCAUGAGGAACAUUGCCCGAAACUCUCCAGAUGCUGGUGUUGCGACCAUGCAGGGUAUAGAAUAUGUUGAAAAUCCUGGGGAUGACGUGUCAGGUCUCAGAACAGGCGAUGUGUACGCAGGUCCUGGUGAUGGUUUUCGCAUCUUGGAGCAGAGUGAGUUGCCAGUAGGUGCAAAGUGGGGAUGUGAUUACCAGACAUACGCCCUUAAUGUUCAUGUUUAUUGUCAAUGGUUGUUGGAUCGAUUUGUCGCCAGAGGGGGCAAAGUGUUUCAAUAUCACUUGUCGAGAGCAAGCGAAGCAUUUGACCUCCUACAAAGAGAUGGCGGACCCCCGAUAAAAACCGUGGUCAAUUGCUCGGGUCGAAACUUUGAUCAAGAUCCCAAGAUGAAAAUAAUUCGGGGCCAGACGGUACUAGUAAAGCAGCAAUAUUGUAAGACCAUCACUCGCCAGAACCGUGAUGGAAGUUGGAUAUUCCUAAUACCAAGACCAAGGCACGGUGGCACUAUCGUUGGAGGCACAAAGGAGAUAGGAGACUUUUACGAGAAGGCAAGGCCUGAAACUCGUUCCAAGCUCCUCCAAAUGUGUGUCGAGGCAUUCCCCGACUUUGUCGGUUCCGUGGAGGAGUUCGAGGUAAUCAAGGACAAUGUUGGCAGGAGACCCUGGCGUGAUGGAGGCGUCCGAACGGAAGUUGAGGCAUUCGGCCAAGACAGAAGAAUUGUCCACAGUUACGGCGCCGGUGGGCGAGGCUAUGAGCUAAGUUGGGGCAUAGCUGAAAGGGUUGCACAAUUGAUGGGAAGGAACUCCAAUAUUCCAGCUCGACUAUGA
Messenger RNA from Exophiala bonariae, 1068 nucleotides. RefSeq lists its product as uncharacterized. Gene Ontology annotation, cellular component: cytoplasm. Gene Ontology annotation, biological process: D-amino acid catabolic process. The coding region runs from base 1 to 1068 and encodes 355 amino acids. The record is from RefSeq and is a predicted model, not a curated record. Lineage: Eukaryota; Fungi; Ascomycota; Eurotiomycetes; Chaetothyriales; Herpotrichiellaceae. The transcript has a single exon. Gene Ontology annotation, molecular function: D-amino-acid oxidase activity; FAD binding.